Anguilla anguilla (European eel) is the source of this 3849-nucleotide messenger RNA. RefSeq lists its product as uncharacterized. Gene Ontology annotation, molecular function: carbohydrate binding. NCBI's taxonomy places the organism in Eukaryota, Metazoa, Chordata, Actinopteri, Anguilliformes, Anguillidae. The transcript has 36 exons. The annotation marks the transcript as partial. The record is from RefSeq and is a predicted model, not a curated record.
CCAGGUCUGGGAAAGAUUGUGAUUAGUAAAAUCCCACAUUUGGCACCAGUCUACGGCGGUUUGAGACCAGGAAUGUAUCUGUACUUCAAGGGAACCAUUCCCCAAGAUAUCAAGAGGUUUGCCAUCAACCUGCAGUAUGGACAGAUUAAAGGAUGUGACAAAGCCUUACACUUCAAUCCCCGGUUCGAACCCGAAGAGGUGGUGGUGUUCAACAGCUUCAAGAACGGCAGCUGGGAAAAUGAGGAGAGGCCCUCUGAGAUGCCCUUCCGUAAGGGAGAGGACUUUGAGCUGAUCUUCUUCAUCACCAGAAAGGGAUACCAGGUGAACGUAAACGGCCGUCAGUUCCACUUCUUCGAGCACCGCAUGCCGGUGGACCAAGUGAGCGCCAUUAAGAUUGUUGGGGAAGUCACCAUGCAAACCCUCAAUAUGAUCGAGGGAGGACAACCUGUGGAUGCAACUCCAGGCCAAGGGACGAUUGCAAUUACUAAAAUCCCACAUGAGGGGCCUGUAUAUGGCGGUUUGAGGCCAGGGAUGUCUCUGUUCUUCCUGGGAACAGUUCCUGAAGACAUCAAGAGUUUUGCCAUCAACCUGCAGUAUGGAACGAUGACAGACUCUGACAUAGCCUUCCACUUCAACCCCCGCUUCGAGCCCUCAGAGAAGGUGGUGGUGUUCAACAGCUUCAAAAAUGGCAGCUGGGAGAACGAGGAGAGGGUCAAUCAGAUGCCCUUCCAACCAGGGACGAACUUUGGGCUGGUCUUCAUUGUCACCAAACAAGGCUACAAGGUGCUCAUAAAUGGCGAACAAUUCUACGUGUUCAAGCAUCGCAUGCCGGUUCAGCAAGUCAGUGCCCUAAAGAUCACUGGUACCAUCUUAAUUAUGGCCGCCCGCAUGAUUGAGGUAGAAGAUGUAGACGAAGAAGAAGAACCCGAGGGCGAAGAAGAGGAACCAGAAAAAGAAAAGGAAGAAAAGAUUGUUCCUAGCAUCCCACACGUGGGGCCCAUCUCCGGUGGUUUGAGGCCAGGGAUGUCUUUGUGCUUCUCUGGAACCAUUCCCAAGGAGGCCAAUAGGUUCAGCAUCAAUCUGCAUUGUGGGGACGAAGAAGGCUGUGACAAUGCCUUCCACUUCAACCCCCGAUUUGAGCCUUCAGGCGUGGUGGUGUUCAACACCUUCCGGAACGGCAGCUGGGAAAAUGAGGAGCGGGUCGAGGACAUGCCCUUCCAGCCCGGGGAUAACUUUGAGCUGGUCUUCAUUGUCACGUCAGAGGGCUACAAGGUGAAAGUAAACGAUCGGAAGUUCUACUUGUUCAAGCACCGCAUGCCAAUGGAAAAUGUGACCACCAUCAGGAUCUUUGCGGAUGUCUCCAUUCAAACCAUCAACAUCACAGAGGGAGGAACAGGAGCCAUGCAGGGACGUCUUACUCAAGGAAAGAUAGUGGUGGAUAAAAUGCCAUUUGUGGAGCACCUGCACCACAGCUUGAAGACGGGGAUGUACAUGUACUUCCGAGGAAAGGUUGAUGAUGACAUCAAAAGGUUCCACAUCAACUUGCAAAAUGGAGACGUGAAAGGUUGUGCAACGGCUCUACACUUCAACCCCAGAUUCAAGCCCAAUGAGGUGGUGGUGUUUAACACCUUCCAGAACGGCAAAUGGGGAAAAGAGGAGAGGGUCAAUGAGAUGCCCUUCCGUAAGGGAGAGGAGUUUGAGCUGGUCAUCAUUGUCACCGCAAAGGGCUACCAGGUGAUCGUAAACGGUCGUCAGUUCUACAUGUUUAAGCACCGCUUGCCAGUGAACCAAGUGAGUGCCCUAAAGAUCGCUGGGGAUGUCUCCAUGGAAACCAUUGACAUGACCGAGAUAUGCCUUCAGGGAUAUCAAGGUCGAUACAAGAUGGCGGUGACUGAAAUCCCACACGUGAGCCCCGUCUUGGGUGGUUUGAGGCCAGGGAUGUAUCUGUACUUCCGGGGAACAGUUCCUGAAGAGAUCAACAGGUUCCACAUCAACCUGCAGUAUGGGCAGGGCAAAGGCUGUGACAAGGCCUUACACUUCAACCCCCGGUUCACGCCCGAAGAGGUGGUGGUGUUCAACUCCUUCCAGAACGGUGAAUGGCAACAGGAGGAGAGGCCCUCUGAGAUGCCCUUCCGUAAGGGAGAGGAGUUUGAGCUGCUCUUCAUCAUCACUUCAGAGGGCUACCAGGUGAUCGUAAAUGGUCGUCCAUUCUACUUGUUCAAGCACCGCAUGCUGGUGGAGAAUGUGGCUGCCAUAAAGAUCGUUGGAGACAUCUCCAUAAAAACCGCUAACAUGAUCGGGGGGGGAGAAGGAGGCGUGCAUCCAAGUCUAGGAAAGAUGGUUGUUGAAAGCAUCCCUCAUGUUGGGCCCGUCUAUGGCGGUUUGUGGCCGGGGAUGUUCGUGGUCUUCCGUGGAACAGUUCCUCAGGAGAUCAAAAGCUUUUCCAUCAACCUGCAGUAUGGACAGAUUGAAGGAUGUGACACAGCCUUACACUUCAAUCCCCGGUUCGAGCCAGAAGAGGUGGUGGUGCUCAACUCCUUCCGGAACGGCAGCUGGGAAAAUGAGGAGAGGCCCACUGAGAUGCCCUUCCGUAAGGGAGAGGACUUUGAGAUCGUUUUCGUGAUCACCUCAGAGGGUUACCAGGUGUACGUAAACGGUCGUUACUUCUGCCUGUUCAAGCACCGCAUGCCAGUGGAGCAUGUGAGUGCCAUUAAGAUAGUUGGGGAAGUCACCAUGAAAACCGUCGACAUGACUGAGCAAGGAAAAGGAGCACCUGAACUGCCACCUCCAGUGCCAGUGGUCGUUAGUACCACCCCACAGUUGGAGCCCAUCACUGGCGGACUGAAGCCUGGGAUGUAUCUGUACUUCAAGGGAACCGUUCCUCAAGAGAUCAAACGUUUUUCCAUCAACCUGCAGAAUGGGCAGAUUAAAGGAUGUGACAAGGCCCUACACUUCAACCCCCGGUUUGACACUGAAGAGGUGGUGGUGUUCAACAGCUUCAAGAAUGGCAGCUGGGAAAAUGAGGAGAGGCCCUCUGAGAUGCCCUUCUGUAAGGGAGAGGACUUUGAGAUAGUCAUAAUUGUCACCACCGAGGGAUACCAGGUGAACGUAAACGGUCGUCAGUUCCACUUCUUCAAGCAUCGCAUACCGCUGGAGCAAGUGAGCGCCAUUAAGAUCGCUGGAGAUGUUGCCAUACAGAGCAUCAACACGAUUCAGGGAGGACCGAAACAACCAGGUCUGGGAAAGAUUGUGAUUAGUAAAAUCCCACAUUUGGCACCAGUCUACGGCGGUUUGAGACCAGGAAUGUAUCUGUACUUCAAGGGAACCAUUCCCCAAGAUAUCAAGAGGUUUGCCAUCAACCUGCAGUAUGGACAGAUUAAAGGAUGUGACAAAGCCUUACACUUCAAUCCCCGGUUCGAACCCGAAGAGGUGGUGGUGUUCAACAGCUUCAAGAACGGCAGCUGGGAAAAUGAGGAGAGGCCCUCUGAGAUGCCCUUCCGUAAGGGAGAGGACUUUGAGCUGAUCUUCUUCAUCACCAGAAAGGGAUACCAGGUGAACGUAAACGGCCGUCAGUUCCACUUCUUCGAGCACCGCAUGCCGGUGGACCAAGUGAGCGCCAUUAAGAUUGUUGGGGAAGUCACCAUGCAAACCCUCAAUAUGAUCGAGGGAGGACAACCUGUGGAUGCAACUCCAGGCCAAGGGACGAUUGCAAUUACUAAAAUCCCACAUGAGGGGCCUGUAUAUGGCGGUUUGAGGCCAGGGAUGUCUCUGUUCUUCCUGGGAACAGUUCCUGAAGACAUCAAGAGUUUUGCCAUCAACCUGCAGUAUGGAAUGAUGACAGACUCUGAC